AGAGUCGUUAUCGUUCUUCGCUUUCCAGGUAGUGACGAAACGUUAAAGACAGCCUUCUUCAUUGUUGCAAUCGUUCUUAUACGUCACGUGAAGCAAAAAGGGUAAUGUCACAAUUCAUAGUAAAUCCGAAGCCAUUCUUGGUCGAUUUAACGGGGAAAACCGUAAAAGUCAAGCUCAAGUGGGGCAUGGAGUACCAAGGUGUAUUGGCAGCUGCCGAUGCGUACAUGAAUCUGCAACUGUCUGCUACGGAAGAAUUUCUCGAUGGUCAAUUCGCCGGAUUUUUGGGGGACGUAUUAAUACGGUGCAACAACGUUUUAUACGUACAAGCGGCACCCGCAGAAGAAGACGAGGAAGCCAUGAAGGAAUGAAAACUCUGCUUGUUUCGAGCGAAGGAGCAACAAAGUACGAUUCCGUUCGCCUCUCUUACUUUCUUGCACUCGCUCUCUGACUAGGUACGUUUUACUUGGAUUUGGCUAGUUGUCAUUAGUUUUGAAUCGUAAAUGUGGAUCUGUGGAGGCGAUCAAAGGAAGAGACGAGAAAGUCCGAAUCGUACCAGUCCCUAAGCCGCGAGGCCUGGGUGCGUUCUUCCGCAAGGAAGAAUGUUUUGAAGGGUGCGGCUGCGAAUUCAACUACAAGCGUUGUGGACUACUGGUUCAUUGUACCGAACCUUAUCACCAACCCAUAUCUGAUGAUCACCUUCCCAACACAUUCACACUGAAAAGGCUGACACACACAACAGCCACCAAUAGCGCCACAUUGAAUUUUGUCUCACCUCAAUCUGCACCACU
Phaeodactylum tricornutum CCAP 1055/1 is the source of this 788-nucleotide messenger RNA. RefSeq lists its product with no specific name. The transcript is spliced from 2 exons. The record is from RefSeq and is a predicted model, not a curated record. NCBI's taxonomy places the organism in Eukaryota, Bacillariophyta, Bacillariophyceae, Surirellales, Neidiaceae. Bases 105 to 368 code for a protein of 87 amino acids. Gene Ontology annotation, biological process: spliceosomal snRNP assembly; mRNA splicing, via spliceosome. Gene Ontology annotation, cellular component: U1 snRNP; catalytic step 2 spliceosome. Gene Ontology annotation, molecular function: RNA binding.